Messenger RNA from Budorcas taxicolor (takin), 1488 nucleotides. RefSeq names its product Fc alpha and mu receptor (gene FCAMR). Gene Ontology annotation, molecular function: transmembrane signaling receptor activity. The record is from RefSeq and is a predicted model, not a curated record. NCBI's taxonomy places the organism in Eukaryota, Metazoa, Chordata, Mammalia, Artiodactyla, Bovidae. The transcript has 6 exons. The coding region runs from base 1 to 1488 and encodes 495 amino acids. Gene Ontology annotation, cellular component: plasma membrane.
AUGGAUCUAGAAUCCCCAGCUAAGCCUGGAGAUCCAAAGGUCACCAGCCAGAGGGCAGGAUGGAGAAUGCUCAUCUUCCUCCUGAUGUGCCUGCUCCAGGCCGCCAGUGCACUGAAGGGCCCACGGCUGGUGUCCGGGGAGCCUGGGGGAGCUGUGACCAUCCGGUGCCGGUACCCCCGCUUGGCCAUCAACAGCCACCAGAGGAAGUACUGGUGCCGCCUUAGGCCCCCAACGGGGGUCUGCCGCACCAUCGUGUCCACCAGCCACUACACGCACCUGCGCUACCGCGGCCGCGUGGCCCUCACAGACUUCCCGAAAAGAGGCUUGUUCGUGGUGAGGCUGUCCCAGCUGACCCCGGAGGAUGAGGGGCGCUACCGCUGCGGCCUCGGGAGCUCAAACAACGUGCUUUUCUUCAGCAUGAACCUGACGGUCUCUCCAGGUCUUUCCAGAACCAUCCCCACAGCCACUCUGGCCUAUGGUGAGCUCAUCACAGGAUCCUUUGAAAUAGCAUCACCCCCAGCAGCCAAAAGAUGCACACGAGGAAACACCCAGACGACAGGAAGACAGAGGACAGGAUGGGAUACGGUUGCCCUGACUCCAGGAGCCAGGAAAACCACGGCUUCAGCCACGGGAGGGCAAACCCCAGGAGCAGCUGCGGUACUGGCUCCCGGGACAGGCAGCCAGGCAGAGGGCUCCGUCUGGGCAACUGUGCCCACUGUGCAGACUCCGGCUUCAACAGUCAGAGGCAGGACCGGUGCUACAGAACGGGGUCUGGUGUGGAGCACCAGCAAUUCAGAAGCAACCAGGGCCAGGGCCAGCAAAAGAGAGAGGGAAACUACUCCUGGGGCUGACAGGCCAAGCGAGGAGACAGAGAGUGUCAGCGCAACACCGGGCACCACUGAGACAGCUGCAGGGAGCAUUAGGCCAUCGACCCUGGCCUCAGAAAGAUGGAUGUGGGAACCCCUCCAAGAGGAGACAUCGGCUUCUGAGCCACAGAGCCUGGGCUCCGUUGAAGGCACCAUCCCGGCUGCAGCUGUGUGGACCUCAGAGCCAACCCGCAUAGAGAUGGCAUCUGCGGAGGGAAGCGGUGACGGCAACCUGGGCACCCCUGCCAGAGACGGUGGUUCACACGUGAUGCCGAGCCAGGCCCUGGCAGCGGGGCCCCUCGGGCCCCCAGCCAGGGAGUCUUCCGUAAAGAGUGCUUCUCUGGAAGAGAAGAACGUCUGCGGGAUCCUGACUCCAGUCUCGUCGGUGCUGUGCCCGCUUAUGCUGGUGACCCUUGUUCUGUGGAAAAGGAAGCUCCAGAGGAAAGAGAGCUCUCAGAAGACAGGAAGGUCAUCAGGGGUCACCUUGAUUCAGAUGACACAGUCCCCGGAGCUGGGCCUCCAGCCAGGCCAGCCACCCCAGGUGGGAAGGAAGAGGCUCCAGGUUGACCCUCCUCCUCUCCACACCAGCCUGAGUCUCCCAGCAAGAGACCCGGGACCGUAA